Phlebotomus argentipes is the source of this 1018-nucleotide messenger RNA. It is a transcript of the gene IntS12, whose product is annotated as integrator complex subunit 12. The transcript has 2 exons. Bases 96 to 998 code for a protein of 300 amino acids. Gene Ontology annotation, biological process: snRNA 3'-end processing. Lineage: Eukaryota; Metazoa; Arthropoda; Insecta; Diptera; Psychodidae. The record is from RefSeq and is a predicted model, not a curated record. Gene Ontology annotation, cellular component: integrator complex.
UUUGCUGUCAAACAAUCCCGAGCAGUCUGGAGGAAGCCGUGUAUUUUAUGGGAUUUUCGUGAAAACUUCCUGGAGUUCAAGCGGAAGUACAGUGAAUGAUGUCAGCUGUGGCCGAAAUGGACCCGACAAUAAGGAAUGCCAUCAAGUUAAUGCACUCUUCGAACUCUGACGCGGCUGAGAAAAUUCGCUUGACUCUCGAUGAGUUGAUCAAGACGCGCUUCAGCACCAGCAAGAUGUUGGUGAACGUGCUGAGCAAGAAGCACUUGGGAGAAGAGAACACGGCCACGGGCAGUGGUUCUGCCGGCCAUCCGCCGCAUCAGCGGCACCGCUCAACGGACUCCAACUCAAAGUCCUCCAGCAGCAAGAGCUCGUCCAACUCCUCUGUGUCUGCGCUCGAGGUCACAGCCAUUCCCAUCGACACGCCCAUCAUGGUGGAGCUGGAGACGCUGGACGAAGACACGAUUAUGGAGGACGACCAGCUGAAGGAACUGGAGGAGCUCGUGUGCGUGGUUUGCCGUCAAGUGGACGUCAGCUUUCGUAAUCGCCUGGUGGAGUGCGCCGAUUGUCACUCGCUGUACCACCAGGAGUGCCACAAGCCCCAAAUCUCUGAGUCUGACGCCAAUGAUCAGGAGAAUUCGUGGCUCUGCACGCUAUGCAAGAGCAAAGAAAUGGCAAAACCUGCCUCUGCUCCCGCCCCAAUCGUUACUCCGCCGCCUCAGCCGGUCGCUUCUCCUCCUCCCCCAAAAUCCAGCUCAUCCUCCUACAAAUCCUCAGGCAAAUCCCAUGAAUCAUCGUCCAAGAGCAAGUCCAAGAGUUCCCGAGAGUCCAAAUCGAGCUCUAGAGAGUCCAGCUCUGGCAGUUCCAAGGAAUCUUCUAGCAGGGACAAGUCCUCAUCCAGCUCUGUGACACCCAAGAUCAAUAUUAUCAGCGCCGACAAGCGCAUUCAGAUCAUGAAGAAGAAAGCGAAGCUGAAUGAGGGCAAAAGGAAGCAUAAAUAAGAUGCGAAAUGUGAACUUUA